Molecule: messenger RNA, 852 nt
Organism: Strongylus vulgaris
Lineage: Eukaryota; Metazoa; Nematoda; Chromadorea; Rhabditida; Strongylidae
Source: the annotation of a GenBank genome assembly
AUGAAUGAGUUCCAGCUUUAUCACUACCUCGAGGCUUUGAAAACCGACGAGAAUGGAUGGCGUAAAUCGACCGACAACAUCGUUGCGAACAAUUUAAGCACUGAUGAAGAGCAUUUUCUUCUUCUGCAAGUGAUCGAAGACUAUCUCUCUCGACGCUAUGCUCAAGCUGAUGCUGAUAGUGUUAUGUGCAUCCGCAAUCUGCUUUCGCAUUGGAUUCAGAAGCUCUCCACCCAUCCUGAUCAACCGGGUUUCUUGGUGAACAAGAUGGCACAUAUCUUCUCAUUGGUAUUUGCUGCAGAUUUUCCCGAUAGAUGGCCCACUUUUAUGGAUGAUAUAUUUCUUUCUCGAGGAAUGGAUAAUGUCCCAUUAGUCAUAUUUUAUUUGAAGACGCUUCUGGCAAUCGACUCAGAAGUAGUAGAUCGAGAUAUACAGAGAACUAAAACAGUUUUCGAUCGCAAUACUAAGAUCAAGGACUUCAUGCGUGAUUUAUGUAUUCCACAAAUUGUACAGAGUUGGUGGACAAUCUUGGUAAGUGCUCAAAUCUUGAUCAUAUUCUUGAAUUUACAAAACAUUGAACGUUGCUCAGACGUGACCGCUCAGUGUCUUUGCCUUGAUGCAGUUGCUGCAUUUGUCGAUUGGAUUGACGUAGAACUUGUGGCCAACGAUGUUUUUGUUCCAUUAGUAAUUGCUCGACUGGGAAACAAGGACAUAUCGGAGCAUCUUUUGAAUUCAAAGUAUGUAGUUUUGCUUGGAGGCGCCAUGGACUUAAUAGAAGGGUGUACGUGGGGGUCAAAGGAUAUCAGAUGGAAACCUUUCUUUUUCUGUGCUGGUGCUGUCAGAAGUGCUCUCUGA